Messenger RNA from Odontomachus brunneus, 2916 nucleotides. Its product is annotated as facilitated trehalose transporter Tret1. Bases 695 to 2215 code for a protein of 506 amino acids. The record is from RefSeq and is a predicted model, not a curated record. Gene Ontology annotation, cellular component: membrane. NCBI's taxonomy places the organism in Eukaryota, Metazoa, Arthropoda, Insecta, Hymenoptera, Formicidae. Gene Ontology annotation, molecular function: sugar transmembrane transporter activity. The transcript is spliced from 2 exons. Gene Ontology annotation, biological process: carbohydrate transport; transmembrane transport.
GUUAUUGCCAUCGUGAAUAUUAUUGAUUUUUUAGGUUAUGUGCAUCAAACGCCAAAUCGCAUGGCAUUUUAGAAGGCAAAAUGUCAAAAAUGUCGCUUUAAAACCGCAAAAGGGCGGGAAGAUAAAUAAAAUUUAAAUUGUUGUUUCGGUUGUAUGAAAUCUAAAGCUCAGAAUUUUUUGCUCACCUAAUAGCUUGCAGAAAAAAUAAACACGUAUUUACAAUAGAGACUCCAUUAUUUGAAUCACAAUCGGUCGGUAAUGUCAACAUUCUCUAGUUACCUCUAAAGCAUUUUUACAGUCAUGCGAUUCCUGUAAGUUCGCCGGUCGGUAGAUUUCCUGCUAAUUAUUUCCACAGAGUGAAAUCAAUCCUCGCCGGUAGAUGUUGUGUCGCAAUGUUUUUGUAUUGCGUCAUUUCUGAACAUGACAUUGACAGUUGUCUGGACAACAGAAAUGUGAAUGAGUGCGAUUAUCAGCGUAUGGAAAAGUACUUGUUGAAGAGUCACGUGUAACAACAAUGCGUUAAAAACAAUGGACAUAUCUGUGUAUAUUCAGUCGACUGUUACAUCUUUGUUGCAGCUAAUAUUGAAACUGAAACUGUUGCAUUCAUCAUAGUGAUACAUAAAAUAAAGUUAUAUAUAGAGAUAUAUAUAUAUAGAGUUGUGGUACACAAUAAGCUGAAAAACAUCUCAUAGAAAUGGCAGCAAAUUACGUGUGGGAAGCCGAAAAUGCGGCAGCAACAUGCUCCACUACCAACGAGAGCACACCACUUCUGUCAGCAAGUGGUCAAGCCAACAUGACUGAGAAGAACGUCGGUGUCUCUCAGCAGACCCUAGUUUCCACUGAUAGUCCACCAUUGAGCCAAGGGAAAAAACUGCCGCAGUACCUGGCAGGUGUCGCAGCGACACUUGGUGCUCUUGCUGCUGGCAUGGUGCUGGGCUGGUCGUCUCCUGCUGGAGAUAAUGGCAAAAACCUGGAAGAGCAGUAUGCUAUACCCAUGAGCCCAGAGGAGUUCUCCUGGAUAGGAUCGCUGGCUACCCUGGGAGCUGGCGCGAUUUGCGUCCCUAUCGGUAUACUAGCGGACCUGAUAGGCAGACGAACGUCCAUGCUAAUCAUGGUGGUACCUUUCUGCGUUGGCUGGCUGCUCAUCAUCUUCUCCAACUCGUUGAUCAUGUUCUACUUCGGCAGAUUCAUCACUGGCGUGAGCGGCGGCGCGUUCUGCGUGGCUGCGCCGUUAUAUACCGCCGAGAUAGCCGAAAGCAGCAUCCGCGGCACCCUCGGUUCAUUCUUCCAGCUGAUGCUCACCAUAGGUAUCCUACUGACGUACAUUCUCGGCACCUUCCUCACGAUGCAACAGCUGUCGAUCAUCUCAGCGGUGGUGCCGCUGAUCUUCUUCGGCGUGUUCUUCUUCAUGCCAGAGACGCCGUUCUAUUACUUGCAGAAGGGCAACGAGGACGCCGCAAGGAAGAGCUUGAUUAAACUGCGUGGCCUUCAAUACGAUAUCGAGAGUGAGCUGCAAGCGCAACGCGAAGUGGUCGAGGAGAGUAAACGCAAUCAAGUGUCUUUCUCCGUCGCGAUCCAAUCGAAAGCCACGAAGAAGGGCUUCGUGAUCGCUUACGGCUUGAUGUUUUUUCAACAGAUGAGCGGUGUAAACUCCAUCAUUUUCUAUUCCUCCGGUAUAUUCACCAAGGCUGGCAGUAGCAUUCCACCUAACGAGGCCACUAUCAUCGUUGGAGUGGUUCAGGUGCUGGCUGUCUUCGCUAGCACCAUUGUCGUCGAUCGACUUGGCAGGAGGAUACUGUUGCUGUCAUCGAUUAUAACAUUGCUUGUGACAACUUUCGUAAUGGGAAUUUACUACUACUGCCUAGAGAACACAACUGCCUUCGACAACAUCAAGUGGUUCGCGAUUAUUCCGCUGUGUAUCUUCCUCAUCAUGUUCAACUUUGGCUUCGGGCCGCUCCCGUGGAUGAUGAUGGCCGAGAUCUUUGCGCCGGAGGUGAAGGGAAUUGCCGGGAGCAGCGCUUGCCUCUUCAACUGGAUCAUGGCGUUCAUCGUGACCAAAUUUUAUAGCAACAUGACAAACACCCUGCAAUCAUAUGGCACCUUCUGGAUAUUCUCUGUCUUCUGCGCCGUUGGCAUCUUCUUCGUUUACUACUUGGUGCCUGAGACCAAGGGCAAAUCAUUGGAUGAAAUACAGAGAGAAUUGAAUAACGGCUGAUCGAUUCCCUCAUAGAUAAUCAAGCGUGUAUAUAUAUGAUGCAACAAUGUUCCUCUUUCUUCGUCACUAUGAUCUCAUGAAUAACGUUAGAAAAAAACACGCAAAUGAACAUACAAGUAAAAAAACAUGUUUUGGUAAAAUGACAUUUGGCGGUACAUUUGGCGGUAAAGUCCAACAAUCUUUCCCUUUGCUAUAGUCAACAACUAAUUAUUAAUGGCUAUUAAUAGUUAAGUAUUAAUGCGACAAAAUCACGUAGCUCGAAGAUGAGUCGUUAUCACAUUAACCUCCUAAUGAAUAUAUCUAAUAAUUAUAUGUAUUUAAUAAUUAUUAGAUUGAAAGGAGUAUUUUCGGAAUAUUCUAUAAGUCUGCUCAAUCAAUUACAAAUAUCAUCCUACGGAUAUACUUUUUUAUCCCAAUUAAGAAUUUUGAGCGUGUUUUUUCACUUCUAACAUUAUCGAAUCAAAGUGACCGCAGCGAGCAAUCAGGAACAUUAAACGAAGAGAAUUGUAAAUUGGCGAUGUAAUACGUAAUACGUACGAAAUGUGUCUAUAAAAUAUUAUUUUAUUACUAUAUAUAAUAACAACACCUUUAUUUUUUCGAGGCAGCAUCGAUAGAUAAUAUUAUUGCGAGAUAUAGUUUUUUCUGUGUAAAAUAUUCCCUGUUCUUCAUAAAAUAUACAAUAAGACUGAUUUUUUUGUAAA